Molecule: messenger RNA, 874 nt
Organism: Panicum hallii
Lineage: Eukaryota; Viridiplantae; Streptophyta; Magnoliopsida; Poales; Poaceae
Product: putative ripening-related protein 4
Exons: 1
Coding region: 199-759 (186 amino acids)
Source: RefSeq, a predicted model, not a curated record
AACAUGAGGUGAUGAACCAAGAAAGGGGCGUCAUAUGACAUGUCCAGUUAAACAAGAGGCAUAGCAAUUGCUGACAGGUUGCUGCUAGAGCUCUAUAUAAAGCUAAACAGACUACAUACUUCCAGCCACUCACCAAGAGUUCCAAGCCUCCCAAGCUCCCACAUAAACUAGGGAGGCAGCUAGCAAGAGAGCAGAAAUAUGGUUGACACUAGAGUGCUGGUUGUGUUUGCCCUCUUGCAGAUCACUUGCUUCCUCUUUCAUGAUGUCUCAGCAGCAACCUGCCAUGCCAGUGGCUUCAUUCCUGGCAAGGGACGAAACUGCGACAGGGAGAUUGGUUUGGACAGAUGCUGCGUCGCAGGCAAGCGCUAUCCGCAGUUCAGGUGCUCGCCCCUGGUGUCAGCCAAGACACCAGCUAUCCUGACAUUCAAUAGAUUUGAGAGUGGUGAGGAUGCAACCAGGAUCACAUCUUGCGACAUGCGCUUUCACAGAGACAAAGAACUGCUGGUCAUAUUGUCCUCUGGUUGGCUGAAACUUGACGGCACGAACCGCUGCAACAAGAAGAUCCGUGUCCGUGCCAAUGGAAGGUCUGUCCUGGCCAAGGUCGUUGAUGAAUGUGACUCAUUUCACGGCUGCGACGAGGAGCACGCCUUUGAGCCCCCAUGCCGCAACAACGUAUUGAACGCUUCGCCGGGGGUGUGGAAGGCUCUCAAGCUCAAUGCAAGCAUUGGAGAGGUAAAGGUCACAUGGUCUGAUGUCUGAGCUAGGCCACGGUGAUGAGCAUGACAUGCAUUGCAGUUCGCCUGCUCCUACUGGCAGCUUCUAUAUAAGCCAUGUCUUGGUACAGUAUAUGUCACUGUUCCAAAAAUUAUGCCUU